AUGCUAGCCCAUGGUGCACUUGCAUUCCUGCUGCUGGCAUUGGUCCAGCUAGCGUACUGCGCCCAGGACUACUACAAGGUCCUCGGCGUCGACCGCAACGUGGGCGACCGCGAGCUCAAGUCCGCCUACCGCAAGCUCUCCAAAAAGUUCCACCCGGACAAGAACCCCAACGACGACACGGCGCACGAGAAGUUUGUCGAGGUCUCCAACGCCUACGAGGUCCUCAGCGACGAGAACCUGCGCACCAUCUACGACCGCUACGGCCACGACGGCGUCGAGUCGCAUCGCCAGGGUGGUGGCCCUCGGCAGCACAACCCCUUCGACCUCUUCAGCGACUUCUUUGGCGGUGGCGGGCAGAGGCGUGGGCCGCCCGGGAAGCCGCGCGGGCGGGACACCGAAUUCAAACUCGAGAUCACGCUGGCUGAUUUCUACAAUGGCGUCGAGACACAGUUCGAGUGGAACAAGCAGCACAUCUGCGACCACUGCGACGGGACAGGCAGCGCCGACCGCAAGGUCGACAGGUGCAGCGCCUGCAACGGCCAGGGCGUGGUAAUCGUCAAGAAGCAGUUCGCGCCGGGCAUGUUCCAGCAGAUGCAACGGCCCUGCGACGUCUGCGACGGCCGAGGGGAGAAGCCCAAGAACAAGUGCCCCCACUGCCACGGCAGCCGGGUCGUCAGGAAGCAAACACCGGUGGACCUCAAGAUUGAGCGAGGUAUCGCCAACGGCGAGGCGGUGAUCUUCGAGGAGGAGGCUGACGAGAGCCCCGACUGGCACACGGGCAACCUGGUGGUCCACCUGACGGAGAAGAGGCCGUCGAUGGGGGACAACCCGCACCGUCUCGACGGCGUCUUCUUCCGGAGAAAGGGCGACGAUCUCUACUGGACCGAGGUGCUGUCUUUGCGCGAGGCCUGGAUGGGCGACUGGACGAGGAACAUUACACACUUGGACGCGCACGUCGUCCGCUUGGGUCGCCCCAAGGGCAAGGUCGUGCAGCCUGGGCAGGUGGAGACCGUCGUCGGCGAGGGCAUGCCCAAGUGGCACGAGGAUGGCGACAGUGUCUACCACAAGCACGAGUUUGGCAACCUGUAUGUCACGUACGAGGUGGUGCUGCCGGACCAGAUGGACAAGAAGAUGCAGGGCGAGUUCUGGGAUCUCUGGGAGAAGUGGCGCGCUAAGAAGGGCAUUGACCUGCACAAGGACAGUGGCCGGCCGGACCAGCCACCUGUACGGGAUGAAUUAUGA
Messenger RNA from Emericellopsis cladophorae, 1242 nucleotides. Its product is annotated as DnaJ-related protein-like protein. Gene Ontology annotation, molecular function: Hsp70 protein binding. The record is from RefSeq and is a predicted model, not a curated record. Bases 1 to 1242 code for a protein of 413 amino acids. Gene Ontology annotation, biological process: protein refolding. Gene Ontology annotation, cellular component: cytoplasm. Lineage: Eukaryota; Fungi; Ascomycota; Sordariomycetes; Hypocreales; Bionectriaceae. The transcript has a single exon.